CUGUCACGUGACGGGUAGUGUGGCUCGCUGGAUGUGAAUGGAGACGCUGUAGCUGCGGGAGGGGGCGGCUUGCAGGCGGGUUAUCUCCAAAUGUUAGCCAACGAGGUGGUCAAAAACUCGCAUCAGCAACCGGACCCGUGUCAAAAUGAGACCACAGUUUAAAACAAUGCAUGUUGAGGUAUUUAGGAGAGCGUGUGCAGGGGGGUGUUGAUGUGACAGACUGAACGGGUGGUCGAUGCGCGAAAGGCCUGUUAUUUCCUCGUUUUCAACAUCAGCAAUACAGUACUGAAGCGCCGGAUUACAUGCAACAUUACAGGCGUUUCUUUUCUUUCUCGGCGGGUCAUUGCAAAAUGAAGCGGGUUAACAGUUUUCAGAGGUUCAUGAACUCUCGAGCUGCAGCUAACUGCCGCUACCAGCCCACUGGUUAUGAACAUGCUGCUAAUUGCUACACGCAUGCGUUCCUCAUAGUACCUGCUUUCGUGGGCAUGACCCUGCUCUAUCGCCUCUCGGAUGACAGCUGGAAGAAGAUCACAGCCUGGAUUUAUGGCAUGGGUCUCUGCACGCUGUUCCUUGUGUCCACGGUGUUCCAUAUCAUAUCAUGGAAAAAGAGCCACAUGAGAAGUGUGGAGCAUUGCUUUCACAUGUGUGACAGGAUGGUCAUCUAUUUCUUCAUUGCUGCCUCCUAUGCACCAUGGCUGAACCUUCGUGAACUUGGACCUUUAGCUUCACACAUGCGAUGGUUUAUCUGGCUGAUGGCAGCUGGAGGAACAAUUUUUGUGUUUAUGUACCAUGAAAAGUAUAAGCUUGUUGAGCUGCUCUUCUAUCUAACAAUGGGUUUUUUUCCUGCUUUGGUUGUGAUGUCAAUGAAUAACACAGAGGGGCUUCAGGAGCUGGCUUGGGGAGGUUUGCUCUACUGCUUCGGAGUGGUUUUCUUCAAGAGUGACGGGCUCAUUCCCUUUGCACACGCUAUCUGGCAUGUCUUUGUAGCAAUCGCAGCGGCUGUACAUUACUAUGCCAUUUGGAAAUAUCUGUACAAAAGCCCUUUAACAGACCUCAUCAGAGAUUUAUGAAAAGUUCCAGUUGCAUUGCGUGACUUUCUUCUUUUAUAAAGAUGAAGAUCUCCCAUUCCCCUUUUCUACUGUGAACGUUGUUUUCCAUACAGUGGGCAGCAUUGCAAUUUUCCCCAGGUACCACAUGGCUAAAUCACACGGUAACUUGAAGCAAGUCAUUUUCUACCACGUUUAUCCCGCGGUGCAGCUUGACAUGUCAACUCAAUACUUCGUUCUUCUAGCAGUGCACGCCAGAGGGCUUUUAGGAAUGCACUUGGCUAUAUACCGUUCAGGUUUGUUUAAUCUCUUAGGGACUGUAUUUUUAAAUGAUUGUUUUUCAUUGUCAUCAAGGCUUUUAAUGUACUGAUUAGGAUAGACUGUAUUAACAGGGUUACUGGUUUUACUGGGAAACUUUUCCCAGGGACCCACUGUAUCUACAGUAAGGAUGUAGCACCGUGUCUGAUAUUAGACUAUUCAAACCAACACUGCUUCAGGUGUUUUUACAGUGGAAUGAAAAUUAGCAGGGUUGUAAAAACAAAUUCUAUACAUCUUUAUCGAAGUACAUUGUGUGUAAAAAGUUGGAAAGAAAAUAAGUAAUGUUCAAGCAUAAGAAAUUCAUGUUCGUUCCAGCACUAACGAAAUUGGACUCAAACACUCUUAGGCUGAAAAGGCAUAACCAGCAGCCAAAAGUUUACAGAGGUCACAUGACACGUGCAUUGUUUACUGUUUUAUAAACAUCACGGGUUUGUCGUUUUUAGAGCUGUUUCUACGAGCAAUGAUACGCAGUGCCGAUAAGUUGACUUUUUUUUGUACAACAUUUUAAAUUGUUCUAAUGAAAUGCUAACAAAGGUGACGUUUAACCUUAUUGAGUAUAAAAGUCUCUAGGAUUGAAUUGUUAAAUGAAAAACAUAUAAAAAGCUUAUUUUUUUCUUUCCCAUUGGAAAGAUAUGAUUUAAAAACUUUUUUUUAAAUAAAUUGCAGUUACUGAAGCUUUGUUAACAUUAACAUGCACGUCUACAGAACAGAUUCCUGAGAACAGAAAGGCUGGGAGACACAUUCCAUGUGCAAACAGUCUAUCUUUCCAAACCACUUUUGUCUGUGUUUGGAUAAAAGGUUUUGUUUAUUAUUACUGCUGUUAUAGUAUACCGGAUCAGUAUUGAAACAGGUGUCUCUGGAAAGUUACGCGCGUGGUUAUUAGAAACAGUUAUAGGAAAGAUUUCCAAUUGACUGCUAAUGGGUGAGGCCAGGCGGGAGGACAGGGGUACUGUCUUGGGACUGGUGUUAAUGUUUUAAUUCCACCUAAAAUGUACACAUUUUGGUAUGUCUUUACUAUAAGUGUUGGUAAUUCAGAUGCGUUAUAAACUAAAUCACAAAGCUUUAGAGUUUUAUUAAAGGGGUGUCUUAUUCGUGCACAGGAUCGCAAGGUUAUUUUGAUAAAUAUUCACACUGAUGUACAGAAUACAAUAAUGCAGUGCUAAUGGUUUCAUAAUUAAAAUAGUAAAUAGUAGAAUUAUUGUAUGUCGGUAGUUAUUGAGUACUUGUGUUAGCAAAGACAUUGUGCAAAUGGGCUUUUGUGUGAAUGAUGCAACAUUAAACUGAUGCCAGCAGUCGUCUGGUGAUAUUCUUUCCAAUGACUGUAAGCAAGAUGUGUUUGCAGUAUUACAGGUGCUUGACGAGGGAGAAAUGCAUUUGUAUUGCUUUUCCCCCCUUAAUGUAUUCCUCAUUUUCUGAGGUGAUUAUUUGCCACUUGUUCAGCAGAUCAUGGAUAUCGAGCAGGGUCUGCUCCACUAUGAGAACUCUGCAGUAGUGUCACCGGGAGAUGAACCCCGCCUCCUCAGUAUAGCUAGCCUAUGCAGAUCAUUCAAACCCUUUGGUGCCAUGGUCUCCAAUAUCUGACAGGGAAGCCAGUUGUUAUUUUGAAUCUAGAAUCUGUUCAACCAAAUUCUAAACUCCUAAAUAAAAUAAAAAAAUACAUAUUUUGGGUGUUUGUUUUGGAUUCCUGGCUCUGGAAUUCAGAUAGUAGCGUUAGUGGAACACAUCACAGGCAUCUAAGGGUUAAAUGCAUUUUGUUUUUUGAAGAACAAAUAAAAUAAACAAUACUUUUUAAAAAAAAUUGU
Polyodon spathula (Mississippi paddlefish) is the source of this 3166-nucleotide messenger RNA. Its product is annotated as monocyte to macrophage differentiation factor-like. Gene Ontology annotation, molecular function: pore-forming activity. The transcript is spliced from 7 exons. The coding region runs from base 303 to 1070 and encodes 255 amino acids. The record is from RefSeq and is a predicted model, not a curated record. Gene Ontology annotation, cellular component: membrane. Lineage: Eukaryota; Metazoa; Chordata; Actinopteri; Acipenseriformes; Polyodontidae.